GACAAAACAAGAGUGUCAAGACGCCUGAAGAAACGUGUGUAUUGGAAGAAACCAUAGCAAACUUCAGGGGUUUGAUUAUGGACGUAAAUCUGAGGUGUCGUGAAAACAACUUGGCUCAUCGCACCAAGGAGAUCGAUAGGGAGCGCCUGAUUGUCCGCAGGGGUCAACCGUUCUCCAUAACUGUGCAGUGCUCUGAGACUCUUCCUCCUGACCACCACCUGGAACUGGUUCUGCACAUUGGUCAGAAUGAUGAGGUGGAGAUCAAGGUUCAGAAGGAGCGUGAAGUCGGAGCCGAGUGGUGGUUCAGCCAGCAGGGAGCGCAGGAUGAAAUGCUGCUGACGCUGCACAGUCCACCGGACGCAAUCAUUGGCCAGUACCGUCUGACUAUGUUGAUGAUGUCACCGGACGGACGCACUAUUGACAAGACCGAUAACACAAGGUUUCACCUUCUUUUCAACCCUUGGUGCAAAGAUGACGCGGUCUACCUCCCUGAUGAGAAACUGCUCCAGGAGUACGUUACAACUUGGCUCAUCGCACCAAGGAGAUCGAUAGGGAGCGCCUGAUUGUCCGCAGGGGUCAACCGUUCUCCAUAACUGUGCAGUGCUCUGAGACUCUUCCUCCUAACCACCACCUGGAUCUGGUUCUGCACAUUGGUAAGUACAGCCUCACUGAAGAGACAGUGGGGGGGAUGCUUGAUGGGUUUCUGAUGCUAGUGCCAAGAAAACUAUUCAACAACUGCAGAUAUACAGUACUUAUUCAGUAAGAUUUUAUUAAUUUUGACACAUCUGAUCUUAACGCUGAAUUCAAUUAAAUCCAUCUAAUUGCAGUUUGGCCUCUGGACCAGAGUGUAUGACUCCAUUCCAAGUAAUUUCCACCAUGCCAUAUGUACAGCAGAAAAAUGAGGCUGAUACAGGAAUCCUGCUAAACAUUAAAACACGUUUAACACAUACCGCCUGUAGUGGCUAUUUGUCCAUAAACUUAAACAAAAACAAAUAAUAACAAACUUCUCAAAUGGCCACUCGAGGCUACGUCAUGGUUAGGCUUUACGCAGGUUCAGAGGUACCAAAGCAAAGUAAUGUCCAUAACAAGAUUGAGUUUGAGGCGGUUUAUUCACACACAUAAGCAAGCUCACAGACAUUUCUGCUGCCUCUCUCACGCUGGCUGCCUCUCUCACGCUGGCUGCCUCUCUCACGCUGGCUGCCUCUCUCACGCUGGCUGCCUCUCUCACGCUGGUAAAAAACCAUAUGCCCUCGUGCCUGAAGUACCUCCCACCUUGACCUACUUAUGCAAAUGAACAUAACACCAUGUGACCAAUAAACGACAAUACGAGUAAAGCAUAAAUACAAAAUACACCAAAUUAACUUUAACAGGAAAAGAAAAAGAAAUAAGUAAGGCUAUAAAUUAACUUAAACCCAAAAUAAACAAAAAUAAAAAUAUAGCUCCAACAACCCAGCCCCUAAUUGUAACGGUACUUUACCCACAAUUAACCUUAGCUUUAACACAAAGGAGCUAUUUUCUAAUUGUAGCUUAAGCAUUAAACUGGAAUCUUCACAUCUUCGGAUUCUCCAUAUCUGAAAGAAACAAACAGAUGGAAGACAGAGAUAGGAGAAAGAAUGAGUUGUAUAGUCAAUUAUUAGCCUCCAAGAGAAGACAGAGCUUGGUUAUUGGUCUGUCCAGGACGCUGAUCUUCGUUUGGACCUUCACAGAGCGAACCAGUCCUCGGGAGUCAGCUAUGGCGCUUAGCACUCUGCCCAUCAUCCAUGAGCCUCUUGGAGCUGUGGCAUCAGCGAUUACGACAAUAUCUCCUGGAAUAAAGUUUCUCUUUUGCUUCGUC
Messenger RNA from Gasterosteus aculeatus aculeatus (three-spined stickleback), 1834 nucleotides. Its product is annotated as protein-glutamine gamma-glutamyltransferase 2. The record is from RefSeq and is a predicted model, not a curated record. Gene Ontology annotation, cellular component: mitochondrion. Gene Ontology annotation, biological process: peptide cross-linking. Gene Ontology annotation, molecular function: protein-glutamine gamma-glutamyltransferase activity. Lineage: Eukaryota; Metazoa; Chordata; Actinopteri; Perciformes; Gasterosteidae.